Messenger RNA from Protopterus annectens (West African lungfish), 2612 nucleotides. RefSeq names its product fibrinogen alpha chain (gene FGA). The record is from RefSeq and is a predicted model, not a curated record. Gene Ontology annotation, molecular function: signaling receptor binding. The coding region runs from base 69 to 2507 and encodes 812 amino acids. Gene Ontology annotation, biological process: blood coagulation; platelet activation; protein polymerization. Gene Ontology annotation, cellular component: fibrinogen complex. The transcript has 6 exons. Lineage: Eukaryota; Metazoa; Chordata; Ceratodontiformes; Protopteridae.
AAAUUGCCUUCAAAGGUAGAGGAGCUGGUCAUUUCAGCUGGUGCCUUCAGAAGAGUGCAGCAGCAAAGAUGAAGCUAAGACUUCAAGCACUGGCUUUGCUCUUAUGUUUCGUAGCAGUUGUUGAGCUACAGUCCCCAAGUGGUGAUGAUGAUAAUGAUGAUCGACCCGAUCUGGGUCCAAGAGGAAAUAGACCAGUACUACCAGGUGUUGCUUCACAAAAAUCAGGACAAUGUUUACAAGCCCAAGAUUUGCCACCUUGUACAGACCAAGACUGGGGCAAGAGAUGUCCAUCUGGUUGUAGAGUUCAGGGACUCAUAAAUAAGGCGGAUAGAGAAUAUGAAGACAGAAUAGAUAAACUCCGUAAACUGCUUAAUGAUAACCAGAACAUCUACAAAACUGCUAGCCAGAUUACAAAAGAAACAUAUGAUGCCAUUAAAAACAAUCUGAUUGCUGAUUCUGGAGGUGACAAUCGUUACGCAGAGCUGGUGAAUGAGCUACGCAAAAAGAUUGUGAUACUAAGACAGUACAUUAAUAAUCAGCUCAACAAAAUCAGACAAUUGCAUGGUGCCCUUUUGGAUCAGGUCAGCCAGAUAAAGAGACUGGAGGUGGAUAUUGAUAUUCGUAUCCGUGCUUGCAAAGGAUCUUGUUCCAAAGGCUUUGUCUAUAAUGUUGACAGGCAGAGUUAUGAAACACUGCAGAAACAGCUUGAACAAAUUGGCAGCUAUAACCUGAGGACAUCUGAUGAUGCAGACAAUGUGAGAGUUUUGAAAAUGAGGCGCCUAAAAGAUGAGCCUGCAUCUGUGUACAAGGCAGCACAGACUGCAGGUGAAGAACCAGCGACAGCAUUUUCAGAUAUACAAGUGAACUGGUUCAUUAUAGAACGAAAGUCAGUAUCAGGAAGCUCUUCUACAGACCUUUCAGCUAAGGAAACUUUGGAUUCAUCUACUGUUAUUUCUGCACCUCUAGUCAAGGAAACAACUGGUACAGGGACUGGAGAAAAAUAUACAACCAGCACUACUACCAGAGUGGUAAAAUGUACAAAAACUGUUACAAAGAAGAUUGUCAUGACCAAAGAUGGCCCUGUAGAAACAGUUGAGGUAACAGGAGGAGAUGACUCACCAGAGUGUGCCCGUAUACAUCAGCUAGGUUUAGGCGAAGUAGAUGGGGUCAGUAGUUCAAGUUCUGUAAAAGUCACUGGCAGCUCCAGCUUGAGUAGUUUUGGGGACACUUAUCCUGAUUUGUCACAGUUUAUGAGCAGGCAGCCCAUUGUCACUAAAGAAACUGUAAGUGGGGGUGGUGGAUCAAUAACAAAACAGACUUGGACCAGUGAAACUGUUGGUGGUGGUGGUGGUAGUGAUAGCUUUGGAAGCAGUACUAGCAAGUUUAGCACAUAUCCUGGAGAUGCUGAUGGCACCAGGUCAACAUCUACCAGGUAUUCUAGCAGCACACAGACUGGUGGGAAUACAGGUAGUGGGACGUUUACCAGCACCAAGUACACAUCAAGCAGUACAGGUGGGAGUGAUGGCAUGACAAUGGGUGAAUUUGAUGACAGUGCAUUUUUCUCUUCACAUAUCCCUAGUGAAAGUGCAGGGAGCUUAUCACACUCAAAGACCACCACAUAUAGUAGUAGUAGUAGUUCCACGAAAGAUGGGCCAUAUUCUGACAGACAGUCAAAAUCCAAGUUUCCACUAACAGAUGAUGAUGAUUUCAUCCAGCAAGAUCAAAGUGGGGAAGACUUUCCAAACCCUCAGGCCCGCAGCUUCAGAACAGAAGUGGAGAAAAAGGAAAGCUCUGUUUUGCAGGAUUGUGAAGACAUCCACCAUAAGCAUACAUCUGGCUCAAAGAGUGGCCUUUUCCAAAUAAAACCAUCUGGUUCUCAAAAAGUCAUAACAGUUUACUGUGAUCAAGAAACUGGUUUGGGAGGCUGGGUUGUGAUCCAACAGCGAACUGAUGGGUCACUUAAUUUCAACAGAACAUGGGAUGAGUACAAGAAAGGUUUUGGCAGUAUAGAUAGCCAAGGAAAUGGAAACCUAUGGCUGGGGAAUGAGAAUAUCCAUUUGUUGACCAGCAAAGAAUCUGUGCUUCGCAUAGAGCUAGAGGACUGGUCAGGAAAUAAGGCAUAUGCAGAAUAUUAUGUAACUGUGGGAUCGGAGUCAGGAGGCUAUGUUCUUCAAGUCUCCCAUUAUGAAGGUGAUGCUGGGGAUGCAUUAAUUAAAGGGACCCCAGAGGACAGCCAGAACACACACCAUAACGGCAUGAAGUUUAGCACCUAUGAUAGGGACAAUGAUUUAUGGGAGGAGAACUGUGCUGUGGCAUAUGGAGGAGGCUGGUGGCACAAUAAUUGCCAAGCUGCUAAUCUUAAUGGCAUUUAUUAUCAAGGACAGUAUGACCCAAGGGAUAAUGUGCCAUAUGAAACAGAAAAUGGUGUGGUCUGGACUUUAUUCAGGUCAGGUGACUAUUCCCUCAAAGUCGUACGUAUGAAAAUUAGACCAGUUGAGACACAAUAAAUCAGUGAGGCAUAUAAUGGUUGCUUUGAUUUCUACCUCUUAAUUACAUUGUAACACCAAAGAUAUAGCAGCACACACGUUUUUAUUAAAAGUUUUUAAAUAUAA